AUGAGGAUGGAAAAAACAACAGACAAACCACUUUCUGCAGGAGAUAUGAACGAUGAAUAUUCUCGGGGUCCAAUCGACGAUAUAGACUGUUUGAACUUUUUCGAAAGGGCUGUUCAGGACCCAUGUUGUGAGGCCUGUGACACAGAAGAUGCAGAUGAAGAACUGAGAGCAAAGCUUAGUAGCUUCAAUUUUCAGCCUGAUUCAUCUCCGUGUAAUGCUAAAUGUCAACAGACACUGAAUCCACUGUGUAAAAUAGAUGAAGCACUCCCAGCGGAGUCAGAAUUAGCUCCAUCGAGAAACGGCUCAGUAUCUGAGGCAAAUUCUGAUACAAAUUCCAUAGCUUCUACUGUCCAUGACCCUGUCGACUCCAAAUAUGGAGGCAUGCCUAGCUUGAGAAAGGCCAAAACAACGUCGUACUUUACUUCAUCUUCAUCGAACAAUACCACAAUGAGGAACCCGCUAAAAAAAUGUAAUACCAAUAUAAAUGGCCUUUUAGUGAACGGAAGGAGCUCAAGCUCCUCCAGACAGUCUAUACCAGAGCUCUUUAGCGGUGCGUGUACUAAAAAGAAAAACAACGUAUUACUGAAAAGUGAAACACCCAAUUCAGAAUUCUCUAGUAACUCACUUCAACAUUGCAACUCAAGGUCGUUUUCUCUACCCAGGUCAAGAUCAAGGUCUUCUGCCAUUGCCAUACCAACACAUUUGUAUGGCUUGGAAAAGUACGUUUCACCUGGGUUGGAUACUUUGACUGCUGACCCAGAAGAAAGUAUUGAAAGGUUUUCAAAUAAUCGGCCCCGUGAAAUAUCAUCGUGUUGUCCGAACGAUACAGGGGACACCUCCUCAUCAUUAUCACAUUCGAACACUUCCUCAUCACUAAAUUUCCCUUUAGGUACAAAUACAAAUCAAUUCCACCAACCAAGGCAGCCAGUACAACAGCAACAGUCUUCGAAACCAAACUUUGGUGCUGGGAGGAAAAAAUCUUUCAUUGAGAUGUCACUAGCAAGUUCCUUUGCAGGCUAA
This is a messenger RNA of Saccharomyces cerevisiae S288C, 1020 nucleotides long. RefSeq names its product Mbr1p (gene MBR1). Lineage: Eukaryota; Fungi; Ascomycota; Saccharomycetes; Saccharomycetales; Saccharomycetaceae. The record is from RefSeq and is marked reviewed. The coding region runs from base 1 to 1020 and encodes 339 amino acids. The transcript has a single exon. Gene Ontology annotation, cellular component: mitochondrion.